AUGUCCGAGCGAGGUUCCUUCCGAGGGGGUGCCCGAGGCCGCGGCGGAGGUGAGCAUCGAGGCGGCCGUGGCUCCCACCCCACCCAGCACAGAGGUGGCGGUGCCGGUGGCGGUGCCCAGCAGCAGGAGAAGCCCAAGAAGGAAAACAUCCUCGACCUCACCAAGUACAUGGACAAGCAAGUCAACGUCAAAUUCAAUGGCGGCAGAGAGGUCACUGGCACUCUCAAGGGCUAUGACCAACUCAUGAACCUCGUUCUCGAUGACGUCAAGGAAGUCAUGCGCGACGACGAAGGCAAUGAGACCACCCGCUCCCUCGGCCUGGUCGUCGCUCGAGGCACCCUUCUCGUACUGAUCUCCCCGGCCGACGGCUCCGAAGAGAUCCCCAACCCUUUCGUCCAGCCCGAAGAGUAA
This is a messenger RNA of Paecilomyces variotii, 411 nucleotides long. RefSeq names its product small nuclear ribonucleo protein. The transcript is spliced from 3 exons. Gene Ontology annotation, biological process: nuclear-transcribed mRNA catabolic process; mRNA splicing, via spliceosome. The record is from RefSeq and is a predicted model, not a curated record. Gene Ontology annotation, cellular component: Lsm1-7-Pat1 complex; spliceosomal tri-snRNP complex; catalytic step 2 spliceosome. The coding region runs from base 1 to 411 and encodes 136 amino acids. NCBI's taxonomy places the organism in Eukaryota, Fungi, Ascomycota, Eurotiomycetes, Eurotiales, Thermoascaceae. Gene Ontology annotation, molecular function: RNA binding.